CCUCACUUCCGGCGGGAGCGAGUUUUCUCUCAUGCGUUUCGGAGUGGUUUAAGUUUCUUCCUCCGUGAAGCUUUCAGGCUGAGAGGAUAGAUCGUUGGAAAAGAGCGUGGUCGCGCACUCGUUUCGCUCUGGAGCUAUGAUUGAGGCAGAAGUAAACCCUAAAGCUUAUCCACUAGCCGAUGCCCAGCUCACAAAGACACUGCUGGAUCUCGUACAGCAGUCCUGCAACUACAAACAGUUACGCAAAGGAGCCAAUGAAGCCACUAAAACUUUGAACAGAGGAAUUGCUGAAUUCAUUGUGAUGGCUGCAGAUGCUGAGCCCCUUGAAAUCAUCCUGCAUCUUCCACUGCUGUGUGAGGACAAGAAUGUGCCCUACGUAUUUGUGCGCUCCAAGCAGGCCCUGGGCCGGGCAUGUGGUGUUUCUCGCCCCGUAAUUGCCUGUUCCAUUACCAUCAAAGAAGGUUCACAACUGAAGCCUCAAAUUCAAUCUGUUCAACAAGCCAUUGAGAGACUAUUAGUCUAAAUUUAUGUAGCUGCCCCAUACUAAAUUAGAGUAACUCAAGGAAAGAUGAUUGAUGUUUAUUUUGUAUCAGUUUUUUGGUUUGUCUUGUCAUUUGUACAGUAUUUACAUCUAUUAGAUUUCAGUUGUUUACCAUGUUUGCCUCUUCCUUCUGCCUGCCUCAAAGUAUUUGCUCUUUAAGUCUUCAAGAUGAAUUAAUCAUUUUAAUAAGGGUAUACUUCCGGUGAAAUCACUCUCUCCAAGUAGGAUUUAAUUAGCCUAAACUUUUUGGUAAUAAACUUGAUUUGCAGAAGCAUUUCUGGCAGAAGAUUUGGACUCUAGGAAAGAAACCGUAUCCCAGGACUGUCCAUUAUUACUCAAGUGUCGUAUGAGAAAACUGAAGGUGUAUCGUUAGGCUCUCCAAUCACUUGCCUUUAUGCAGGCUCAAAAUGGAAGCCAGGCUGUAGUAUAGCUCAAGCCAGGACCAAAAUUCUAAUCUGAUUAAAAUUUAACCCAUACAUACUCUUAGG
Gekko japonicus is the source of this 1029-nucleotide messenger RNA. It is a transcript of the gene SNU13, whose product is annotated as SNU13 homolog, small nuclear ribonucleoprotein (U4/U6.U5). Gene Ontology annotation, cellular component: precatalytic spliceosome; nucleolus; U4/U6 x U5 tri-snRNP complex. The transcript has 3 exons. Gene Ontology annotation, molecular function: RNA binding. NCBI's taxonomy places the organism in Eukaryota, Metazoa, Chordata, Lepidosauria, Squamata, Gekkonidae. Gene Ontology annotation, biological process: mRNA splicing, via spliceosome; ribosome biogenesis; maturation of SSU-rRNA. The record is from RefSeq and is a predicted model, not a curated record. The coding region runs from base 137 to 523 and encodes 128 amino acids.